Messenger RNA from Trachemys scripta elegans, 2347 nucleotides. It is a transcript of the gene PRMT7, whose product is annotated as protein arginine methyltransferase 7. Bases 275 to 2347 code for a protein of 690 amino acids. The record is from RefSeq and is a predicted model, not a curated record. Gene Ontology annotation, molecular function: protein-arginine N-methyltransferase activity. Gene Ontology annotation, biological process: peptidyl-arginine methylation. The transcript is spliced from 18 exons. NCBI's taxonomy places the organism in Eukaryota, Metazoa, Chordata, Testudines, Emydidae.
GCCGCAGUUGGGCUCUGCCCUUGGCUCCCUGCGCCGUCGCAAGGCGGGGCCUCCGCCCGUGCAGGUCCCCGGGCCGGUAACGCGUCCCCGGGUCCUCCCUGCUCCCGGGAACGGGCAGCGCCCGGCUCUUGUCCUAGGGUCACUUCUAGCCAUCGGGCUCCCACCACCAUCUUCCAGGCCUUGAGGUUUCUGAUAACAGGACAAAAAUUUGCAAUUAUUUGAAUUGAAGCCAGCUCCAUAAAACUGUCCUCACAAUACACAAAGAAUACAAACUAUGAAGGUCUUCUGUGGAAGGGCCAAUCCAACCACAGGUUCUGUGGAAUGGUUAGCGGAAGAUGAGAACUAUGACUACCAUCAGGAGAUUGCAAGAUCAUGCUAUGCAGACAUGCUGCAUGACAAAGACAGAAAUCUGAAGUAUUACCAGGGCAUCCGUGCUGCAGUGAGCCGGGUGAAAGAAAGGGGUGAGAAAGCAAUUGUUCUAGACAUUGGGACUGGCACCGGACUCCUGUCCAUGAUGGCAGUUACAGCAGGUGCAGACUUCUGCUAUGCCAUUGAGGUCUUCACGCCUAUGGCUAUUGCUGCAGUGAAGAUAGUGGAGAAAAAUGGCUUUAGUGACAAGAUCAAGGUAAUCAACAAGCACUCUACUGAAGUCACAGUUGGGCCAGAUGGAGACAUGCAGUGUCGUGCAAACAUCCUGAUAACAGAACUAUUUGAUACAGAGCUGAUAGGAGAAGGGGCUUUGCCAUCCUAUGAACAUGCCCACAAAUAUCUUGUACAGGAAGGAUGUGAGGCAGUGCCACACAGGGCAAGAGUAUAUGCCCAGUUAGUGGAAUCCAAAAGAAUGUGGUCCUGGAACAAGCUAUUUCCUGUUCACGUCCAAGGAGAAGAUGAUGAGAAAAUUAUUGUCUUCCCUUCAGAAAUAGAGAACUGUCCUGGUGUUCCUUCGGUCUAUGACAUCCAGCUAAACCAGGUGCCUUGGAGUGACUUCACUGUCCUCAGCGAUGUUGUGACUAUGUUCAGUGUGGAUUUCAGUAAGCAAGUAAACAGCUCCUCAACCUAUUACACAGCGAAGUUGGAGCCCAUAAAAUCCGGCAUGGCACAAGUGAUCCUCUCCUGGUGGGAUGUUGACAUGGACCCCUCUGGGAUGAUAAAAUGUACUAUGGCACCAUACUGGGUACAACCCACCUCUAAUGAUGUCCAGUGGAGAGAUCAUUGGAUGCAGUGUGUAUAUUUUCUUCCAAAUGAGGAGCCAGUUCUUCAGGGUGAGAAUGUGUACCUGACUGCAUACCGUGAUGAAUAUUCCGUGUGGUAUAAGCUCCAGAAGGCCAGAAAUGAAGAGGACAAAAAAGAUGCCUAUGUUGGGAGUCCUCUUUGUAGCUGUCAGGCUCAUCUGCUUUGGAACAGGCCACGCUUUGGAGAGCUGAAUGAUCAGAAUCGAACAAACCAGUACAUCCAGGCUCUGAUGACAGUGCUGGAAAAAGACAGUAUUUGCCUCUGCAUCAGUGAUGGCAGCCUGCUUCCUCUGCUGGCUCAGUAUCUUGGAGCAGAGCAGGUGUUUACAGUAGAGAACUCUGCAGUAUCCCAUUGUCUCAUGGAGAAAAUAUUUAAAGCCAACCAUGUAGGAGAUAAAAUUAAAAUAAUAGAGAAACGUCCUGAAUUACUGACUGCUUCUGAUUUGGAAGAUAAAAAGGUCUCAGUCCUCAUUGGAGAACCGUUUUUCACUACAAGCCUGUUACCAUGGCACAACCUAUACUUUCUGUAUGCUAGGACAGCGGUGGCAGCCCACCUCACAAAUGGUGUCACUGUCCUGCCACAGUCUGCUUCCCUUUACAUGAUGGUCGUGGAGUUCAAGGACUUGUGGCGAAUUCGAAGCCCAUGUGGUACCUGUGAAGGGUUUGAUGUUCACAUUAUGGAUGACAUGAUUAAGAAUUCUCUGAAUUUUAGGGAGUCCAAAGAGGCAGAGCCUCACCCAUUGUGGGAAUACCCUUGCAAAUCACUGUCUGACCCCCAAGAGGUUAUGACAUUUGACUUCAGACUGACUGUACCACAACAAACUCUCAGCACAGAUGGCUCUGUAAAUCUGUUAAGGACUGGGAAGAGCCAUGGAGCAGUUCUGUGGAUGGAAUAUCAUCUGACUGCUGAUAUCUCAGUGAGCACAGGACUUGUGCAGAUUUCAGAUGAAAAGGGCAGUUGCAAAUGGAAUCCCCACUGCAAGCAAGCUGUCUAUUUCUUCAGUUCUGCACUUGAACCAGAAACUCUGACAGACCUCCCUAGUGCUAUCAUUUACGCUAUAAAUUUUAACCCAAAGACAGGCGAGAUUGCCAUGAGUUUUAAACCAUUAUCAUAA